AUGAAUUUUUCAGAAAUUAAUAUUAGCGUAUCAGAAGGAUUAAUACCUAAAGCAAUCCGUAAAGAAUCAUUGUAUUUUAGCGACAGUAAUAUUAGUGGUGGUGAUGAUGAUGAACAAAAGCCACCAUAUAUUUUUGAUAUAGUGGCAACUAGUUCAUAUUGUAUAGUAUCAGGAUCAAAUAAUGAACUCAGAUAUUAUAAUUACAGACAAAGCUCAAUCACUCUCGCAGAAAAAUGUUCAUUUCAUUCGGAUAUUAUCACAAAAAUAAAAUUGCAUGAUGAUCAAUUAUUCUUUUCUAGUUCGAAAGAUGGUACAGUUGCACUAUGGGAUUUGAGAUUAUCACAUCAAAGACCUGCUCAAAUGCUCCAAGCAACAAAAAAAGAACCAUUAUUAUCUUUUGAUUUAAACAUUACUGGCAAAGUAGUAGCUGCUGGUACUGAACUAUCGAGUGGAGGAGAUGUUAAAAUAUUAUUUUGGGAUUUGAGAAGUUCUAACAAAGUUAGUGCAGAAUUUACUGAAUCACAUAGUGAUGAUAUAACACAAAUACAAUUUCAUCCAACAAGCCCAUCUAAACUAUUAUCUGGAUCAGUUGAUGGUCUAAUUUGUAAUUUUGAUUUGAAGAGUUUUGAUGAAGAUGAAGAGUUAAUUAGUGUAAUAAAUUCUUGCUCAUCAAUCAAUAAAGCUGGAUAUUUUGGAAUUAAAGGAGAAAAUAUCUAUUGUCUAACUCAUAAUGAAACAUUCAGUCUAUGGAAUUUCUCUGAAGGAGAAUUAAUAUCAAAUAUGGGAGACAUUAGAACAGACCCUAAUCAAAAUGUUGUUGAAAUUAAUUAUGGAAUUGAUUGUCAAUUUGAUUUGUCUACUAAUAGGCUAUAUCUUUUAUGCGGAUCAAACAAUGGAGAUAUUAGUAUUUUAAACGUAAAUUUAAAUGAAUUACAAUUAUGUCAGAAAUUAAAUGGUGGACAUGAUGAAAUUGUUAGAAGUGUUUAUUGGGACCCGAGGACAAACAUCUUUAUUUCUGGUGGUGAAGAUUCAAAAUUGUGUUUAUGGAUUGCACUAUGGGAUUUGAGAUUAUCACAUCAAAGACCUGCUCAAAUGCUCCAAGCAACAAAAAAAGAACCAUUAUUAUCUUUUGAUUUAAACAUUACUGGCAAAGUAGUAGCUGCUGGUACUGAACUAUCGAGUGGAGGAGAUGUUAAAAUAUUAUUUUGGGAUUUGAGAAGUUCUAACAAAGUUAGUGCAGAAUUUACUGAAUCACAUAGUGAUGAUAUAACACAAAUACAAUUUCAUCCAACAAGCCCAUCUAAACUAUUAUCUGGAUCAGUUGAUGGUCUAAUUUGUAAUUUUGAUUUGAAGAGUUUUGAUGAAGAUGAAGAGUUAAUUAGUGUAAUAAAUUCUUGCUCAUCAAUCAAUAAAGCUGGAUAUUUUGGAAUUAAAGGAGAAAAUAUCUAUUGUCUAACUCAUAAUGAAACAUUCAGUCUAUGGAAUUUCUCUGAAGGAGAAUUAAUAUCAAAUAUGGGAGACAUUAGAACAGACCCUAAUCAAAAUGUUGUUGAAAUUAAUUAUGGAAUUGAUUGUCAAUUUGAUUUGUCUACUAAUAGGCUAUAUCUUUUAUGCGGAUCAAACAAUGGAGAUAUUAGUAUUUUAAACGUAAAUUUAAAUGAAUUACAAUUAUGUCAGAAAUUAAAUGGUGGACAUGAUGAAAUUGUUAGAAGUGUUUAUUGGGACCCGAGGACAAACAUCUUUAUUUCUGGUGGUGAAGAUUCAAAAUUGUGUUUAUGGAACGAUAAAAACAUGAGCGAAUCUGAUCGUUCUAAAGAAAAUGUGCCAAGGUUGAAAAAACAUCUUGAUGUUAUAACAGCUUUUGUUAAAGAUGUUCACGAUAAAUUAAAUAAGAAUCCAAUUGAUAAUAAAAAAGAUAUUGAAGAUUCAUUACAAGAAAUAAUUAGUAAUGUCGAUAAAUUUCAAAAUUUACAACAAUUAACGAAAAUUUAUGAUUUUGCAGAUGAAAUUGAUGAACACGGCGUCAAUUUCUGGAAUGCAUCAAUUACUCUGAAAACAGCAAAUGCUUCGAGCGAAAAAAAAAUUGAUAAUGAAAUAAUUGCUAUGGUUAGGCAAGUUGGAUUUGUUAUGAUCCAAGCAGGCGCAAUCUCGAUUAGCGAAUUGAAAAAUAAAAUAAAAUUAUUGACACUUGCAUCAAAAGUUGGUAAAGCAUGGUUAGAUUGUGGAAGAAGUGACAAAGCUGAUGAAGUAUUAAGAUCUGCGAAUUUGAUUGAAGAUUCGAUUUUAUCUUUACAAGAAAAAACCGCAAAGGAUCAAAAUUCAAAAGCUGCAGCUUUGGUUAUUUAUUACGCUUAUCGUGUUGAGGCGGCUUGGAAAUUGUCGAAUACUCAUAUUGCAAAUUUAAUGUUACAAAAUGCGAUAGAUAUGAAAUAUUUGAAUAACGUUACAGAAAAUGAGAUUAUUGUUUUAUGUCAAGUGUGUUUUACGAUUGGACAUCAAGCAUCACGCGAAGGAAAGAUUAACGAUGCGAUAAAAUGGUUGAGACAAUCUACUUGUUAUUUAAAAAAUAGCGAAUAUGAUGAAUCUAAUUUGGAAUUGGCAGAAAACUCUUUAAAUCUUUGUUUAGAGGAAUUUCCAGGAAAUGUUAUGGCAACAUCAAUAAAACUUAAAUUGAUAAAAAAAAAAAAUCUUUGUUCUAAUAUAUUCGAAGAAGCUUAUUUUCAAUUAAUGAAAGCUGCAAAGAUUACAAUUGACGAUUUGAAAUUAUUGUUGAAUGAUGCUUAUUUUGUUAGCGAAUUCGAUACAAUGAUGGCACUUAGAGGUAUGGAUAUACUAAUUGAAGAACGACUUUCCGAUUUGCGAAAUAUUCGGUACAUCGAAAAGGCUAUUAUUACAAAGUUUCAUAUUAUUGGAAACAUCUAUAAUUUCGAGAAAUUGGAGAUGGAAGAUGACAUUAUUCGAAGUGCCGAAAUCACACUUGGAUUUGAACAGCGACAUGGAAUAGUACUCGGUCAUAAAGUCAAAACUGCGUGUCAAUUGCCUGCAAAAAAAUGGUUUACAAUCGCAAAACUUGCGAUCUGUUAUCUUGAAGAACAAGCAUUUGCCGACGCUACAGAAGCAGUUCAUAAAGCACAAACACACGAAAAAAAUUCCGCGGCAAAUUUUUAUAUAUUGUAUCAUAUCUCUAUGGAAAAAAGCCAAUUUGAUCAAGCAAUUCAAUAUUUACAUGACAUGUGUAAAGGUGAUGGCUUUCAAGGAAAUAUGUUGGCAAUGGUGGCGAAUAAUUCAUAUCAAAAAAGUAAUAAAGAUGUUUUGGCUGAAGCAUUGAAAGAAAUCCUGAUCAAGUACCAGAAUGGUGAAGAUGUUGCUAAUACCGAUAUAUUCAUUCUUCUAAGGUGUUUGAUAAGAAUGACAUUGAAUUCUUUGUCCAAUACUGAUGCCGAAAGUUCACUUAAAGAGUCCAUUUGUGGAUAUUUUGAAAUAGCGCUAAAUAUAUUAAGACCCAAAGAAGAUUUCGAUAGUAUAAAUAGCGGUAAUAUUAAAAAAAGAAAUCAAACGGAAAAAAAUAAAUUGUUAAAAGAUCUCGAAUGGCUUUAUAAAACCGCUUGGAAUAUAGGAUUAGAAUUUUGUCAAAAAUCAGAAAUUGGUAGUGAUUUAUAUGCCAUUAGAUUAUUUAAUGUUUCGCACAGUUUUCUUUGUGAAUAUCCAGAAGAAACAUCAGAGAUUGCAAAUGGAAAAAGACUAUGUAUCUUUACAUCUUUAUGUGGACAGUUAUUUCUUUCAAGGAAUGAAAAAUACAUAUCAAAAAAGAAAGAAUUAUUGGAGCAAACAAUUUUAAAUAUUGAUAAAUACAAAAAACUUAAAAAAGUCCUGGAACCAUUAGCACAAAAUGAUAUGGUAAUCAUUACAUUAUUUGAAUUUGAAGCUAAAGUUAAAUUGGGCCAAUGGGAUGAAUUAAUGAAAAUAUUAGAUUCAGUAGAAGCUUAUGAUUUUGAAGUGCCGUCAAGAAUAUUUGAAAGAAUGGCAGAGCUAUUGAUAAUUGAGAGCGAAUGUCCCAGUUCAGUAAUAUUUACGACUUUACAGGUUUUGUUGGAUUCCUUUUUGAAACAUGAACAGAUUGAUAUUGUACAAUUCUCGAGAUGGUUUAGAGUAUUAAUUAUUACGGCAUUGGCUAAAAAAAAGCAAGAAUCACUGCAAUAUUUUCAACAAGCUUUAGAUAUAAUAAAUCAAGGCAAUUCAAAGUAUCCCGAAGAAGAGAUUCAAUGGUUAAUGGUUAGCGCAUGGAAUUGUGGAAUUGAUUAUUAUUCUGCUAAUGAUUUUUCAAAUGCAAAAAAUUGGUGCGAAAUGGCAAUUGCAUUUUGUAAAUUCCUUGGGAAUGGAUUAUUAUACGAGGAAGAGAUGCGAAAAUCUUACGUUGAAAUAAUUAAAAAUUGUGAUUCGUAA
Messenger RNA from Entrophospora sp. SA101, 4443 nucleotides. Lineage: Eukaryota; Fungi; Glomeromycota; Glomeromycetes; Entrophosporales; Entrophosporaceae. The record is from the annotation of a GenBank genome assembly.